Messenger RNA from Orycteropus afer afer, 1293 nucleotides. RefSeq names its product growth differentiation factor 2 (gene GDF2). NCBI's taxonomy places the organism in Eukaryota, Metazoa, Chordata, Mammalia, Tubulidentata, Orycteropodidae. The record is from RefSeq and is a predicted model, not a curated record. The transcript is spliced from 2 exons. The coding region runs from base 1 to 1293 and encodes 430 amino acids. Gene Ontology annotation, molecular function: growth factor activity; cytokine activity. Gene Ontology annotation, biological process: SMAD protein signal transduction; BMP signaling pathway. Gene Ontology annotation, cellular component: extracellular region.
AUGUGCCCUGGGGCUCUGUGGGUGGCCUUGCUCCUGCUCUCCCUCCUGGCUUGCUCCCUGCAAGCAAAACCACUGGAGAACUGGGGGCAUGCGUCAGUGGCAGGUAAUGCCCACAGCUUGCUAGGGGAGCCCCAAGGGAACCAGGAUGAGGGCCCCUUCAACCUGAAGAUGUUUCUGGAGAACAUGAAGGUGGAUUUCCUUCGUAGCCUCAACCUGAGUGGCGUUCCUUCCCAAAACAAAACCAGAGCAGAGCCACCCCAGUACAUGAUCGACCUAUACAAUAGGUACAUCACUGACAAGUCGUCCACACCAGCCUCAAACAUCGUGCGGAGCUUCAGUGUGGAAGAUGCUGUCUCUGUAACCACCACAGAAGAUUUCCCUUUUCAAAAGCACAUUUUACUCUUCAACAUCUCCAUCCCCAGGCAUGAGAUGAUCACCAGGGCUGAGCUCCGACUAUACAUCUCCUGUCAAAAUCACAAGGAUGGUUCUCAUGGGCUGAAAGGAAGCAUGGUCAUUUAUGAUGUUCUUGAUGGAACAGAUUCCUGGGAUUGCUCUGCAGGGACCAAGACAUUCCUGGUGUCCCAGGACAUUCGGAAUGAGGGCUGGGAGACCUUUGAGGUCUCCGGUGCAGUGAAGCGGUGGGUCAGGGCAGACUCCACCAAAAGCAAAAAUAAACUGGAAGUGAUAGUGGAGAGUCACAGGAAGGGCUGUGAUAAGCUGGACAUCAGUGUGCCCCCAGGUCCCAAAAAUCUGCCCUUCUUUGUUGUCUUCUCAAAUGACCGCAGCAACGGGACCAAGGAGACCAGGCUGGAACUCAGGGAGAUGAUUGGUCAUGAACAGGAUACCAUGCUUAAGAAGUUGUCCAAGAACAGCCAGGUGGAAGGAGGCGAGGACAAGGAUGAGGAGAAGGAAAUGGAUAGCCACGUGGCCACAGGAUCUUCUUUAGCCAGAAGGAAAAGGAGUACCGGGGCCAACAAUCACUGUCAGAAGACCUCGUUGCGGGUGAACUUUGAGGACAUUGGCUGGGACAGCUGGAUCAUCGCACCCAAGGAGUAUGAUGCAUAUGAGUGUAAAGGUGGCUGCUUCUUCCCCCUUGCUGACGAUGUAACUCCAACAAAGCACGCCAUUGUGCAGACUUUGGUGCAUCUCAAAUUCCCCAUGAAGGUUGGUAAGGCCUGCUGUGUACCUACCAAAUUGAGCCCUAUCUCUAUCCUCUACAAGGACGACAUGGGUGUCCCCACCCUGAAGUACCACUAUGAAGGGAUGAGUGUGGCAGAGUGUGGGUGCAGGUAG